AUGUCCUUGCGAGCUUGCGAGUUUGAUGUCCUUGCAAUUCUCUCCCUCGCGUGUGCAAUCAGCCAAUGCCAGAUCAAACUACCUGGUGGUGCAUAUGUAGCAAGUACUGCGCCAGCACAAAAACUGCUCUCCGUUCGCGGCCUACAUGGUACCGACACCUUCGCGAAGCUGCCAGUUACUGUAUCUACUAGUGGGCAGUAUGAUAUGCCUGGCACUUCCAAACGGCCUAGUAAUGAGCUAGACAGUGCUGAAUGUGCUUCACCAUCAAAAUGCCAGCAUACUCAGCUCUCCCCUGCACGAUCCCCCACCUCACGACAAUCCCCUACCUCAAGACAAUCCCCUGCACGAUCCCCCACCUCACGACAAUCCCCUACCUCACGACGAUCCCCGACCUCACAACAAUCCCCUACCUCAAGACGAUCCCCUACCUCAAGACGAUCCCCUUACCUCAAGACAAUCCCCUACCUCAAGACAAUCCCCUACCCCUACCUCAAGACAAUCCCCCUACCUCAAGACAAUCCCCUACUUCAAGACAAUCCCCUACCUCACAACAAUCCCCCACCGCAGGAGGCUCCACCUCAGGAGGCCCCGCCGCUGCGACAAGAGCCUCCACCUCAUGGGGACCAACCACAGGAACACCCCGAACGAUCCCCUCUUGCGGACCUUGACUUAGAUGCACUUGCAGCAUCUGCUCGGCUUGACAAUCUCAAGCGUUGA
Messenger RNA from Suillus clintonianus, 717 nucleotides. RefSeq lists its product as uncharacterized. The coding region runs from base 1 to 717 and encodes 238 amino acids. The transcript is spliced from 3 exons. The record is from RefSeq and is a predicted model, not a curated record. Lineage: Eukaryota; Fungi; Basidiomycota; Agaricomycetes; Boletales; Suillaceae.